This is a messenger RNA of Xiphophorus hellerii (green swordtail), 1430 nucleotides long. RefSeq names its product neuraminidase 1 (gene neu1). Gene Ontology annotation, biological process: ganglioside catabolic process; oligosaccharide catabolic process. Gene Ontology annotation, cellular component: intracellular membrane-bounded organelle; membrane; cytoplasm. Gene Ontology annotation, molecular function: exo-alpha-sialidase activity. The coding region runs from base 169 to 1332 and encodes 387 amino acids. The record is from RefSeq and is a predicted model, not a curated record. The transcript is spliced from 7 exons. NCBI's taxonomy places the organism in Eukaryota, Metazoa, Chordata, Actinopteri, Cyprinodontiformes, Poeciliidae.
UGACCUCCUGAUCAUAUGACCUACCGGAUAAACAGAGCAUAAAAUGUGCACCAGUCAGUGAGAGACAGAGUUGGCUUUUAGUGGCUUGCUUGGUCGCUCGGCUCCCGUUGCGUUUAAUUUUAUCUGUUCGGAGUGAAGAAGAAGAAACUUGGAGGAGCUGAAUCCAACAUGGAAACCGGAAGUGGGACUUCUGCUGGGUUCUUACUGCUCAGCGCGCUGCUCUCCGGACGUCUUUGUGCCUACAGCCCGGCUCAGCUUGACCCUCUGGUGUUUGAGGAGCAGCUGCUGUGGGUGAGCGGCGCCCAGGGUCAAGUGAACACCUACAGAAUCCCGCUCAUCACUUUCACUCCCCAAGGAAGCCUGCUGGCCAUCGCCGAGGGCAGGAAGUCGUCGUCCGGUGACAUAGGAGCAAAGUUUAUCGCAGUGAGGCGAUCCACUGACAAAGGAAACACCUGGUCUCCUACCGCCUUCAUAGUGGACGAUGGCAGCUUUACGGAUGGCUUGAACCUGGGCUCCGUGGUUGUGGACGAAGAGGCCGGUUCGGUGAUUCUGAUCUACAGCAUCUGCUUCCACCUGUACCACUGCAAGCCGGCUAGCACCAUGAUGGUGGAGAGCUGGGACGACGGCCUGAGCUGGAGCCGACCCAAAAACCUCUCGGUCCAGCUGGGAGUGAAGGCUUUCGCUCCUGGGCCGGGAUUCGGCAUCCAGAAGCGCCUUGAUCCUGCAAAGGGGCGGUUGGUGGUGUGCGGCCAUGGGACGAUUGAGGGGGACGGAGUGUUUUGCAUCCUGAGCGACGAUCAUGGAGAAACGUGGCGCAACGGAGCAGCCCUCAAGAGCAUCCCUUACAACCAACCGAAGAAAUCUCAGGACUUCAACCCUGAUGAGUGCCAGCCGGUUGAGUUGAUGGACGGCAGCAUCAUGAUCAACGUCCGGAACCAGAACAACUACCACUGCCACUGCCGCAUCGUGGUGCGCAGUUUGGACGGAGGCCUGACUCUCCCCGUAGAAGAGCUGUUCUUCGACACCGCGUUGAUUGAUCCCGCAGUCGCGGCUGGAGCUCUGCAGAAAGACGGAGUGCUCUACUUCACCAACCCGUCCAGCGACCAAAAGAGAGUAAACCUGACGCUACGAUGGUCGCUAACGAACGGAAAAACCUGGGAGAACAAAGCAGUCCAGAUCUGGCCGGGGCCGAGCGGCUACUCCUGCCUUACAUCUCUGAACGGUGACUCUGUAGAAGACCAGAAAUACAUCUUCGUCAUCUAUGAGAAGGGCCACAAGGACAUCAUUGAGACCAUCUCGUUUGUGAAGAUCCACCUGUACGGCGGGCGGUAGGACAGGUUGGAGAUCUAAACCUUAAAGGGAAAAAGGAUGCAAGAAGAUAGUACAACAACUUUCUCAGGAAGAGAAUAAGAGACUUUUUAAACACACUU